AUGGAUGUCAAUCUGAAAUGGCUCGUAGGUGAUAAAAAUGACAAUGAUUGGACGCUGGCCAUUUAUAUUCUCGGCGGAAUUCUAAGUUCUAUCGUCGUCUGUGUGGUGGCCUUUUUUAUCACACGCAAGUGUGGAUGUCAAGAUCGGACUGCAGCGGAUAGGAGGCGAAGGGAUAGAAAUCGAAACCGUGAAGGAAACGAUGAGGAAAACCCGGAAAACAUACGAAUGAUCGAACACCGGCGUUAUGUACAUGCACAGCAAGAUCCUAAUAUGUGGGCACGUCCUGUCGUUGUUGCCGUUGGGGAUGCAGUUGGGGCUGCAGUUGCUUGA
Messenger RNA from Caenorhabditis remanei, 330 nucleotides. RefSeq lists its product as uncharacterized. Bases 1 to 330 code for a protein of 109 amino acids. Lineage: Eukaryota; Metazoa; Nematoda; Chromadorea; Rhabditida; Rhabditidae. The transcript is spliced from 2 exons. The record is from RefSeq and is a predicted model, not a curated record.